Cucumis melo (muskmelon) is the source of this 2541-nucleotide messenger RNA. RefSeq names its product poly(ADP-ribose) glycohydrolase 1-like. Gene Ontology annotation, biological process: ATP generation from poly-ADP-D-ribose; nucleotide-sugar metabolic process; carbohydrate metabolic process. The coding region runs from base 706 to 2292 and encodes 528 amino acids. The transcript has 11 exons. Gene Ontology annotation, molecular function: poly(ADP-ribose) glycohydrolase activity. Gene Ontology annotation, cellular component: nucleus; cytoplasm. The record is from RefSeq and is a predicted model, not a curated record. NCBI's taxonomy places the organism in Eukaryota, Viridiplantae, Streptophyta, Magnoliopsida, Cucurbitales, Cucurbitaceae.
UUGAUUAAGGAAAAAUUGAAGGGCCAAGACCAGGGUUGAGAGCCCUCCUUAGGAGGCAAAGUUUCCAAGGACCUAGAAUGCUAGGAAACAUAAAAAAAGCUAAGGAAAUAGAAAGAUUUGAUCUCCACACACUCAUAUGAGAUUCUUUUUAGCCUAAGCGAAAAAAAGUUGUUGUAGUUUUUGUUCUCACUCUCAAAAAGACAUUCAAUAAAGUAUUCGGGAAGAAGUCUUGGAGAAUGAAGCAGACACAUUUUUGAAUCACUGUUAAUUUUCGUUGUAUUCUCUACCUUGCUUUUUAUUUCUGCAAAAUUGGUUACCCCUCUAGUAUUUCUGCUUUCCAGGAUAGAGUUUGUAUUUUCUGAGAUCAGGGAUGAAGAUGAAAGGGGAGUGAUUAAUAGGUAUCCUUUUUGGUGAAAGCUUAGUUGAUAGUCGUGAAUAUCCCAAGUAAAUUACUUUCUUUAUUUAAUAUAAGUGGAAGAUCAAACUUCGAAACUAAAAAAAUUCGAAAUUAAGUUUUUUUUUUGUUUGUAUAUCUUACUUAGAUUCUAAGCUUUAUCGAGUUGGUGUCUGAGAGAUAAAAAAGAGGUAAUUUGAAACCGGAUGCGACAGUUAGCACAAUUAGACGCUUAAAAAGUGAAGUCAGAAGUCUUUGUGGCGUUCGACACAAGUCGGUGAAGUUGAUCAGUGGUGCAAAAUUGAGGGGAUAUGGAGAUCGAGAUCGAGAGCAGGGAAGAUUUGAAGUCCAUAUUGCCCUUUCUGCCGCUGCUAUUGAGGUCCUCCACUCUAUUCUGGCCCUCCCAAGUAGUGGAAACUCUCAAGUCUAUGGCAGCAGGCCCUGAUCACAGCGGUGUCAAUUCUGGUGAAGCCCUCUUCCAUUCCAUCUCUAACAUCAGGAACUCUCUCUCUCUCCCCAAUCAACGCCUCGCUUCUUCUUCCCAACAUGGCUACGUCCUUUUCUUCGACAAGCUUAUGUCCGAAACAGAAUCUACGCAGUGGUUUCGUGAGGUUAUUCCAGCAUUGGGAAAUCUGCUUCUUCAGUUUCCAUCUUUGCUGGAAGCUCAUUAUCGAAAUACUGACCAGCUUGCUAGUAAAGGAAGUGGCAAACCUAAAACUGGUCUUCGUUUGUUAGCUUCUCAAGUUGCAGGCACUGUGUAUCUUAGUCAGGAGUUGAUUGGUGCGCUUCUAGCUUGUGCUUUCUUCUGUUUGUUUCCAGUCAUCGAUAGACGUGUCCAAAAUCUUCCAACAAUUAACUUCGACUAUUUAUUUGCAAGGAUAUGUUCCAGUAUUCCGGUUGGCUUUGUCUCAUUUGAAAGGAAAGUACUUCCUUUGAACAAUUGCGCAGGAUAUUUUUGUUGUCCAAAGGCCAAUUUUUGGAUCAACUCCACCAUUCCUCUCUGUCAAUUCAGGGUUAAAGAUUCUGGCCUAAUAGAAGAUCAAACGUUUGGAGCUCUCGAAGUUGAUUUUGCUAAUGAGUAUCUUGGUGGUGGUGCUCUUCAUUCUGGCUGUGUACAGGAAGAGAUUCGCUUCAUGAUCAACCCUGAAUUAAUUACUGGCAUGCUUUUCUUGCCAGCCAUGGCGGAUAAUGAGGCAAUAGAAAUUGUUGGGGCAGAGAGGUUCUCAAAUUAUACCGGGUAUGCUUUCAACUUUUGCUUUGCUGGAAAUCAUGAGGACAAACGGGAAAUAGAUUCACUUGGAAGACAUAAGACCUUUAUCACAGCUAUUGAUGCAUUGUGCAGUCCAGGGAUGAGACAAUACAGAUUAGAAUUCCUUCUUCGGGAAGUCAAUAAGGCAUUCUGUGGCUUCUUUGAUCAAUCAAAAUAUGAUCAUUAUAAAAGUCAAUUCUUAGAAAGUGGGGAAGAUGUCACGGACCAUACCGACACGUCAAGAAACAAUCUCCCGGUACACGAAUCUAUCUCGGAUGCUAGGGAGAAUUAUUUUGGUAGAUCUCUCACUCCAGAAUGCUUGGACCACAAAGAUGAUAUUGGGAUUGCAACUGGAAAUUGGGGUUGUGGUGCUUUUGGAGGAGAUCCUCAAGUGAAGUCCAUAAUACAAUGGCUUGCUGCUUCUCAGGCAUUAAGACCUUUCGUUAUGUAUUACACAAUUGGCACCAGGCCACUGCAUCAUCUAGAAAAGGUGAGCGAAUGGAUUUUGGCACACAAAUGGACAGUUGGAGAUCUAUGGAGUAUGUUGGUGGAGUAUUGUUCUCAAAUAUCCAAUGGACAAACUCAUGUUGGUUUCUUUGAUUGGCUCCUCCCAGCCUCCUCCAAAACUAACUUAUGUUGCCUCUCUUGAUUUAGCUAAUCCUCAAUCCUCUCGUCAAUGUUUGGAUUAAAUUACACAUAUAUAAUAAAAGGAAUUGGAUGAAAUCAACUACUAAUGUUUUGCACAAGUUAUAAUCUAACAUCUUCCACUAAUUUAUUGAUUAGGUUGAUUGGCAAUAAUUUACUGCUAAGUUAUCAACAAUGUGAGCUAGACGAGUGACUACUAUUCCAUGUGGAUCAAUUAUCUAUAUCUGUUUAUAUGCAGAAGUGAUUCUAUUUA